AUGUUCACUAUCGUCGUAGGCGACAUAGAGAUGCAAAGAUUGCUUGCAACCCUCGAAGCUCCUGUUUUCUGGGACGAACGACAACCCUUUGACCUUAUCCAUGCGGCCUUCUGUUUGGAGAAAGUGAAAAACCUCGAAUACAUGCUCAAGCAGAUAUACAAAAGACUCGUUCCUGGCUCUGGCCAUCUCGAAGUGACUGAGGUCUCUUUAAAACCCCGCACAGACGGUACAUUGCCAGAGUUCGGAAUGGUGAUGACAUGGUUCGCACAUCUAAAGCAGUCCCACCAUUUCCUUGAUUUCAAUGUCAACGAAUUCAAGACAUUGCUGGAAAAUAUUGGCUUCGUGGACAUCGAGGUCUAUACUGACAGGCUCCCAAUUGGCCGUAACAGCGAGCCGUGUGACGCAUGCAAGAAGAUUUCAAGCCCCCUACCGGGAUCAUAUCACUGCUCGAACGCAGAGUGCAUCUGGUGGUUGAGUAAUCCUAGAGAUGUCAUUCAGGUACGGGUAGCCGACAAGUACCAAGAAGUGACAGCUGAUGAGUCGCAUCUUGAGGCCAUAAGUCAUCGUGCUUUCCGCAAUGGACAACACUAUGAUCACAGACACUGGACUGCGUACUUACCAGGGAUCUAUGAAGAGCUGACAAACAACCGGUUUCAUGCGUGGAAUGAAAUAUAUUUCAUCACCGCAAGAAAACCUAACGAGCGAGAAUCUCCGCCAGAAUACGGCGAAUCUAAAUCAGAACAAGAUACUUAUCCUUCAAUUCAACGAACAAGGCAAACGUCUCAUGAGCAUAAGCCACUCAUCCCCAGAGAUGGCGCAAACUUGUAUCGUUGCUCCUGCCAAAGGCCAAGUGAAUCCACAAAUGAUGUGGAGACUCAAUCAGCAGAUAGGCUUUGCCACGGGAAAAGUCUCCCAGAAAUUCUCAGCACACACACACGGGAGUACACUGAAAGAUAUAAUUUCAUUUUCGGAGAACCUCGUGACUAUUCGGUAAACCUCUCCCAAGCAACAAGGAGUCAAAGUCACUAUGAGAAUGGGCGAGCCUGA
Molecule: messenger RNA, 1047 nt
Organism: Bacidia gigantensis
Lineage: Eukaryota; Fungi; Ascomycota; Lecanoromycetes; Lecanorales; Ramalinaceae
Exons: 4
Coding region: 1-1047 (348 amino acids)
Source: RefSeq, a predicted model, not a curated record